GGUAACUCUUAUUAUAUUGUAACUAAGUUACUUGGUUGUAUCUCCCACUGAACUGUCUCUUGACUGAAAUAAAUAUGUCAACUGUUUGAGUACUUUUUUCACACAUAAGUCACUACUUCAUUUUCCUAAACCAAAGCAUGGAAGAGAUGGGAAGUAAUUAAGGCCCAGUAAUCUAGAGGUCAUACUAUGCAAGGGAUAUGGUGUGUCUAUUAGCAACAGGUUCCAUUGGCUUAUAAGGCACUGCCUGAAGCUUCCAGGGAAAUAUAUAGGGGAAACAGUCCAGAGGAUUCAGGAUGGUCUGGUAUGACUCUGGACUAGCUCUAUCUGGACGGCCCAGUCCCUACACUGACCCCAGAAUGACACCAUAAUGCAGCCCUCUCUGACAUAUUUGUAACUCUGCUUGCCACAUAAUCAGUAUCCUCAUCUCCUAGCGCAUGGUAAUAACAUUAUCUUUAAUAUAAAGAUGUACCUAUUUGCAGUCACUACCUCUAUCACCACCACCAGCAGAGCCUGAGCUAAGGAAACCACGGUUCUCAAUACCCAGCACACCCACUUCCAAUUAUCUGUUAAAACAUGGUGGAUUACUAUGAAGUUCUAGGAGUGCAAAGAUAUGCUUCACCUGAGGACAUUAAAAAAGCUUAUCAUAAAGUGGCACUUAAAUGGCACCCUGAUAAAAAUCCAGAAAAUAAAGAAGAAGCAGAGAGAAAAUUCAAAGAAGUAGCUGAGGCAUACGAGGUAUUAUCAAAUGAUGAAAAACGGGACAUUUACGAUAAAUAUGGCAAAGAAGGAUUAAAUGGAGGUGGAAGUCAUUUUGAUGAUGAAUGUCAGUAUGGCUUCACAUUCCAUAAGCCAGAUGAUGUUUUUAAAGAAAUUUUUCAUGAAAGGGAUCCAUUUUCUUUUCACUUCUUUGAAGACUCGCUUGAGGACCUGUUAAAUCAUCCAAAAAGCUCCUAUGGAAACAGAAGCAGAGACGCAGGAUCCUUUUUCUCUACCUCCAGUGAAUAUCCAAUUUUUGAGAAAUUUUCUUCAUAUGAUACAGGAUAUACAUCACAGGGUUCACUGGGGCAUGAAGGCCUUACUUCGUUCUCUUCCCUGGCUUUUGAUGAUAGUGGAAUGGACAACUACAUAUCUAUUACAACUUCAGACAAAAUUGUUAAUGGCAGAAAUAUUAAUACAAAGAAAAUUAUUGAAAGUGAUCAAGAAAGAGAAGCUGAAGAUAAUGGAAAGUUGACAUUUUUUCUUGUAAAUAGUGUGGCCGAUGAAGAGGGCUUUGCAGAAGAAUGCAGCUGGAGAAGACAGUCAUUGAACAACUAUUCACCAAAGUCUCACAGCUCCAAACAUGUAUCUCAACGUACUUUUGUGGACAAUGAUGAGGGAGGUAUAUCUUGGGUUACCAGCAACCGGGAUCCCCCUACUUUCUCAGCAGGAGUCAAAGAGGGUGGUAAGAAGAAAAAAAAGAAGCGUAAAGAGGUGCGAAAGAAGUCUACCAAAAGGAAUUGUUAAAUUGACUCUUCAAACAUAACAUUUGAACACAAUUGUGUGUGUUUUGGUUAAUCACAAAUUUUGUAGAUAACACUUGUUUAAUACUAUACUAAGAGCUUUUCAACACUCUUAA
Macaca mulatta (Rhesus monkey) is the source of this 1615-nucleotide messenger RNA. It is a transcript of the gene DNAJB7, whose product is annotated as DnaJ heat shock protein family (Hsp40) member B7. Gene Ontology annotation, molecular function: Hsp70 protein binding. The record is from RefSeq and is a predicted model, not a curated record. Lineage: Eukaryota; Metazoa; Chordata; Mammalia; Primates; Cercopithecidae.